AUGGCGACUCGCCAAUCACCCUACCCGAACUUGGGUGCUGAUGGCAACGUCGUGAACCAGAACAACUAUGCGCCUCCACCUCAGCCGUACCAGAUGCCCCACAGCCAACCGUACAGCGCCCAGCACCAGCAGCCCCAGUCCGGCCAGCCGCACCAGCAGCAGCCGUACCACAACGCCGGCGCGGGUGGCCAGACCGGUCAGUCUUACCAGCCGCCGCCACCCCAGCAGCAGUACUACCAGGAGCAGCAACAAGGUUACGGCGACAACACGAACGGUGGUAACGGCAAAUACUCGCAGGACUAUGGAGACAAGACCCAGAAGUUCGACGCCAUCAAGCCAAAGUGAGUCUUCAGGUUAGGGAGGCAGGUUUUGCUCCGGUUCAAACUCGACAAAUUCUGACACUGACGCUAAUAAACACGACUCUGCGUAAUUUUGUGCACUAUAGGUUCAACGAUAUCUUUUUUGCCAUCUUCUUUGUCGCGCAGAUGUUGGGCUUCAUCGCCGUCGCCGUUCUCGUGCUGCGCGCCGUCAACGUUCGUGCCGAUUCGCUCGGCAAUCCCGGCAACUCCAUUACGCUCAACCUCUCGACCAGCUAUUUGCUCGCUUGCAUCGCCGGUGCCGGUUUCGUCUUUUCGAUCAUCCUCUUGGGGAUUGUCCGAGCCUUCGUACGUGUAUCCUGAACCACCUAGACAAGGUAUCCCCCGAGUCCGUCGAGCUCAUGCUUCCGAGACCCUGCCCCUACUCCUAGACUACCAUCAUUCUAGAGAUUUGCUUACUACUUUCGGUCAUCCUUUCGGUCGCGUAAGUACUCCUUUGGUGUCUUCUCUUUUGAUCAUCGUCGCUAAUGGUCUCUCCGGCAACCACAGCUACGCGGUUUACCUUUGGAUCGAGAAAUUCUGGUCCGGCGCCAUCAUCUUCUCCAUCUUUGCGGUCAUCUCUGUGAUUGCGUACUUCCCCAUGAGGAAGAGGAUACCCCUGUCCAAGGCGCUGCUCUUGUUCGUGCUCAAGAUCGCCAGUGAGUCACCUGUCCCUCCAACCAAUUGCGUCCAAGGGAUUCGCGUGCUGACUUGUCCCGUCUGCGCAGAACACCACCCUUCGGUCUAUAUCAUUGCCAUGGUCGGCUGCCUCGUCCAAGCCGCCUACUCGGUCUUCUGGUCCUUUGUCGUGAUCGCGACCUACCAAAAGUACCACCCCGGAACGGCCGCCUCUUCGACCAGCGGCGGACAGCCCUCGCAGGCGACCAUGAUCGGCUUGAUCGUCUUCGAAUGCUUCAACUUCUUCUGGGUCAGUCAGUUCAUUACGAACUACACCUUGACGAUCAACGCCGGCGUGUACGGAGCGGUCUACUUUGGUGGCUUCGACGCCAAAUCCGUCACCUGGGGUGCCUUCAAGCGAGCCUCGACCUACAGCAUCGGCUCGAUCGCUUUCGGUUCGCUCGUCGUCGCCUUGCUCGACCUCAUCCGCGCCGGUCUCAGCAUCUUGCGAUCGUACGAAGAAGGCCAGGGUAACGGCAUCGCGGCUUUGAUCAUAUGCUGCGUUCAAUGCUGCAUGGGAUGCAUCGCCGGAUUGGUCGAAUAUUUUAACCGUUAUGCCAUGAUCGAGAUCGCGCUCUACGGAAAGGCUUACAUCCAGGUCAGUCUUCUCCGAGUCCCAGCAUGUGAGCCUAUUGAAACCGACCUAACGAUGUGCUGUGCUUGACCUCCUCACAGGCCGCCAAGGACACCUGGAAUCUGUUCAAGGACCGAGGCAUUGACGCUCUCGUCAACGACUCGUUGGUUAACUCGAUCUGGACGUUCGGCAGCUUCGCCGUCGGAGCGUUGUGCUCUGCGGCAGCUUAUCUGUAUCUGACCUUGAUCAACCCGAGUUACGUCCAAAACAACUCUUCGGUCCGCGCUGCGGUAAUGGGUUACGCGUUCGUCAUUGGCUUCUUCAUCUGGUGAGUUCCAGGUCUCGUCUUUGGAGUCCUUCGGCAAAACCCGAGUACCUAUCUUGAUGUCGUCGUCGAUCCAUUCAGCCACGCCCUCGGUUACGGUGCUCUCUCCUCCGGCGUGUCGACGAUCUUCGUUGGUCUUGGCGAGGAUCCCGAGGCUCUCGCCGAACGCGACCCCGCUUUGUUCCAAACGAUCGCUCAGGCUUACCCCCAGGUCACCACCUCGGUGUGA
Molecule: messenger RNA, 2162 nt
Organism: Microbotryum saponariae
Lineage: Eukaryota; Fungi; Basidiomycota; Microbotryomycetes; Microbotryales; Microbotryaceae
Source: the annotation of a GenBank genome assembly